AUGUUAGCGCGGCUCAAUUCAAUCGUUGCGCUUUGGACUCUGUGGGGUAACGUUGCGCAGGUCGUGAGAGCCCAAGUAGCGCCGGAGAUUACCGUGGUCGAGGAUGGGUACAAUGUCGUGGCCAUGAUCCCGUGUGUGGGAUGCCCCCUAGUAUAUCAAGAUACAUCCAAAGGGAAGAAUAAGGGAUGGUCCACACGGCAGGAUCAAAAUAGUCUGUUACUCAACGUCAGCAUUCCAUACGACUCGGCACACAUCUCCAUAAACGAUGCCCCUCUCUACUCAGGACGCCAAAAUCUCCCUCUAAUCCACAGCUCUCAAGUCGUCUCAGACCUCUCCUCAACCACCCUCUCGGAAAUCAUCACCACCCACCAACUCUCUUCUUCAAUCCCCCUCACCACCACAAGCAGCAUCGCCUUCGGAAUCUCAUACCGCAUGUCCCUCCAAGAUCUCGCCCUCUCACCCGCCAAACCCAAGAAAUCAAAAUCGAAUUAUGACCCCCCACUCCCUCUCUCAGCAAAACUCCUCCACUUCGACAUCUUCGAAAUCCACUCCUCCCUCACCGUGCCCCCAACAGCGUACCCCUUGGACCGCAAAGAGCAGAAAAUCCUGCAACUCAUCCUGCUCCAAAACCCACUUUACUCUGCUCUUUCCCCGUCCCCGACGUACACCCUGCACGACGCGAAAUUGAUUCCUCGACCCCACGCCAUCAAACCGCCCGCGAACCAGAAAACAAUGCAUUAUCUCUCCUGGGACGCGUUCGGUCGCAAAGGCACGCCCACGCACUUCCUCUCUAGAAUCGCAGUGGGCUUCGCAGAGUGGAUCGCCUCAGGCAUCGUCGCGGUCCUCAUCUUCGUCGUUGGAAUCGUCGUCGUCUUUGUAGGCGGUGUCCUGCUCUGCUCAUUCGGGAGAAGCUUUUGGCGAGGCGAGUACGAGAGUGCGCAGGUUGGGAAGAGGAGGCGCGGCGCUACGCUCGGUGCUGGCGCUGCUGCUGCUGCUGCUGGGAACGGCGGUGCGAAUGCCGGGUGGAGACCGCGAUCUGGGACUGGACGUUCGGAUUUGGAGAGAGGGAGACGCGGGACGGUUGGGGCUACGGCUGCGGCUGCUGCGGGGAGGUUUUUGAGCGCCGAUGAGUUGGGGAUUGGCGGGAGGGGGAGGGUCGUUGGGGUUGGGAAGAAUGAUUGA
Messenger RNA from Periconia digitata, 1182 nucleotides. The record is from the annotation of a GenBank genome assembly. Lineage: Eukaryota; Fungi; Ascomycota; Dothideomycetes; Pleosporales; Periconiaceae.